AUGAGUCAUUCGUCGUUAAAUCAAUCUCACGCCGCCUCGGCAGCCGUCGAUGAUUUGUCAGCAUCUAUCGACGCCCUGCCCCCUCGACGUGGUCAAGAUCUGUUCGGCGCGGGCGGUAUUCCCAUCGGACGACCUGGACCUGUUGGCCACCAACACAGCCGCACCAAAAGCAAGACGGACUUUCUGGAUUUGGCCGACUCGUCAACCCGCCUCGGCACAUCCCCUGAAUUGAACUCCCGGUUGGAGCAAAAACGAGCCGAACACGAAUUACAGCGGGCCGAGCAGAAGCGCGCCUUCGCGGCACAGAUGCGUGCCUUGGAAGCUCAACAUGAGUCUGAAGAACGAGAGCUCCUUGGCGCAGCUGCCUCGGCUCCUACCACCCCGCCUCGGUCUGAGAGUGAGGUUGAUCAUAUCCUCCUCGGCGUAUCGGAUGCUCACCGCUCGCAACUCAUCAACGACUCCGGAAAAUACGGUAACAUUGGACUCCCAAAAGGCUCUUUCCGAGAAUACGCCAAUAACUCCAAGAGCGUUCCUGCUAGCCGUCGCCACUCCGGCCAAGAUCAGGACACUUUGGGAUUGGACAAGUUAAAUUUGGGCAUCAACCCGGCGUCCCUAGCGUCUCAUGUCCCUAACGGUCACGGUCGUGUCCACAAAGGUGGACCUGGUACGAAUGACGGGACCUCCGUUACCUCGUUCCUCUUUGAUGACGAAUUGGAGACUGAUUUGCACCAAAAUACAUUCGGAGGCAAAUAUUUGCAGAUGAACACCGAUGACGACAAAUUUCCCAUCUUGGUGCGACGUGACAGCUUUCCAGGACUGCUUUCCGCUUCAUCCGCUGCGCUGGACUUGGCACCCCUAGCCCAGACACCCCCUCGACACUCCAACCUGACUCGUCCGAUUCCAACGUCCCGUGGAACCGACUGGUCGCCAUUUGACUCCCCGAACCACUAUCGUCCCCUCACCCAUUCACAGGAGUCACGUGAGGUUGAACGCGGUCGCCUUGCUGCCAAGCCUCAGUCAUCCACGUCGGUCUCAUUCCACAAGGAUGCCCGCAGCUCCCCCGCAUCCGACCGGGCUGCUUCUCCGCAUGUCUCUCGUGUCGCUCACAUCAGCGGUGGGAUUGUCAAUCGAUCUGCUUUGGCGGUCAGCAGGAAUUCGACUGGCGUCAGCGCCGGUCCCAAUGGUUCAUCGCAUUCUACCUCCCAAGUUAUCGCCAACGGCUCGCUAUCAACCUCGCCAAAACAGGAGAAGAAAAACAGCUCCUUGUUUCCUCCUUCACCAGUCGAUAUUCGUGCGGCGUUGAACAAAGGAUUCUCUGCCAGUGACUUGAAUGCCAUGAGGUCCCCUCUUCCGAUUGGCUCCGCUGUUUCAGACAGUGGUCACUUUGGUUCCGGGUCCUUCGCUGUGAAUGGCGGUAGCGCCAUUGAUCCCAAUCUCAACAAGUUUCGAUCCGGUCCUUUGAAAAGUGCCAAUGCCACCACACUUUCCUUUGGCUUUGACGCCGCCGAUAGCUUUGAUAACGGUCUGAAUGGCUCUCUGUCCGCAAGCAAAGCUAGAAGAGACCCAGAAACCAACCGCUUUGCCAACAUACGCUUGGAAGACAUGCAAGGGGACAUGUUUGGGCUCUGUAAGGAUCAACACGGAUGCCGCUUUCUCCAGAAGAAACUUGAGGAGGGAGACCCCAGCCACCGUGACAUGAUAUUCGCAGAGAUUUAUCCACACUUUGGAGAACUCAUGACAGACGCCUUCGGCAACUACCUUUCACAAAAGUUGUUGGAAUACAGUACGGACGACCAGCGGGAUCUACUCAUUGAGUCCAUUAGUGGAGAGCUGGUUUCUAUUUCCCUCAACAUGCACGGCACUCGUGCUGCCCAAAAGAUGAUCGACUUUCUGUCAACCCAACGCCAAGUCCAGAGUCUCAUCGUCGCCCUGAACCUCAAUGUAGUCACUCUCAUCAAAGAUCUCAAUGGGAACCACGUCAUUCAAAAAUGUCUUAACCAUCUACCACCGGAAGACAAUCAAUUCAUUUACAACGCGGUUGCGGCUAAUUGUAUCGAAGUGGCCACCCACCGCCACGGCUGUUGUGUUUUGCAACGAUGCAUCGACCAUGCCUCUGAAUCUCAACGGAUCCAACUUGUGACCGAGAUCACUUACAACUCGUUGACACUCGUUCAAGAUCCAUUUGGUAACUACGUUGUCCAGUACGUCUUGGACUUGAAUGACAGCCGAUUCAUCGAAGCGAUUGUUAGGCAAUUUUUGGGCAACGUCUGCGCACUCUCCAUGCAAAAAUUUAGUAGCAAUGUCGUCGAGAAGUGCAUCCGUGUCUCGGAUCUGUCUGCCAGGCGUGCCUUGGUGGAAGAACUCUCCGGUCGCCAACAGCUUGAGCGCCUCCUCCGCGACAGUUUUGCAAAUUAUGUCGUACAAACGGCGCUGGACUAUUCGGAGCCCCAACAGCGUGCGGCGCUUGUUGACAACAUUCGCCCCAUAUUGCCUCUAAUCCGCAACACCCCCUACGGCAAACGCAUUCAAAGCAAGAUCCAACGUGAAAAUCUGGACCCUCUUCGCACUGGAGGGGCCUUUCAACCUUCCAUCAUGUCCCCCGGCUAUUUUCUCAGCUCGCCCCAUCUUGCUGGAAACGCAACCCACAUGCCUCAUCAUGUCCACAGUCUUAUCGAAGGACAUCGCGGCUCGCAUGGACCCACGUUCAUAACCAGUGCACCAGGCACCACUGCCACGGCACACCCCCUCUUGACGACUCAUCAUCACUUGUCUCAAAGUCAGCUCGGCUCGCCCGGCUUCGCAGCGCCUUGGUCCGCCACUAGCUCCAACGGUCCAAUGCACAUGAAUUACCCCGGCAUGGCUCUCAAUCACGAUCAUCGGGCCAGCGAAUACGCCCCAUUCAUGUAA
This is a messenger RNA of Puccinia triticina, 2907 nucleotides long. RefSeq lists its product as uncharacterized. Gene Ontology annotation, molecular function: mRNA binding. Gene Ontology annotation, biological process: post-transcriptional regulation of gene expression. Gene Ontology annotation, cellular component: cytoplasm. NCBI's taxonomy places the organism in Eukaryota, Fungi, Basidiomycota, Pucciniomycetes, Pucciniales, Pucciniaceae. The transcript has 13 exons. The record is from RefSeq and is a predicted model, not a curated record. The coding region runs from base 1 to 2907 and encodes 968 amino acids.